Messenger RNA from Cannabis sativa, 1819 nucleotides. Its product is annotated as beta-glucuronosyltransferase GlcAT14C. The transcript is spliced from 4 exons. Gene Ontology annotation, molecular function: glucuronosyltransferase activity. The coding region runs from base 522 to 1769 and encodes 415 amino acids. Lineage: Eukaryota; Viridiplantae; Streptophyta; Magnoliopsida; Rosales; Cannabaceae. The record is from RefSeq and is a predicted model, not a curated record. Gene Ontology annotation, cellular component: membrane.
AUCGCAGACCCUAGCCACCACUUCUCUAGGAGUAGAUCUCAUCAUGAGUAGAGAUCUUUGAGCUGCACAAUGACCAUCAUGCUUCCUUACCGCCAUAAAGAUGAAGCAAAAUGGCUCUUUGAGAAACGGGAUGAUUUGAUAGCCAAAGAUGAGGAAGAGAGACAAGAGUAGAGAGGGAUAAAAUGGAGGCUGAAGAGUAUCUAAUUGAUUAAGAGAGUAAUUAAUGUGGUCAGAUGGGAAAGAAAAAACAAAGAAGUAAAGAUUUAGAGGAUCAGAAGCAUUAAAGAUACAUUUAAUGCUCUGAAAGUAAUCAUAGUAAUCUUGGAUUAAAGGAUCGGGGCACCGGAAACCACCACACCACUCCGGUGGGUGGACCAAAAACCCAUUUCGGGUACCAGAGUAGGAAACACACACAAGAACCUUGAACAUUCUAGAGAGAAAAAAAAAGCAUUAAGUGAUGUUUAUGUAAUCCAAGUCCUAAAUCUAAAUCUAAAGAACUGUAACAAAUUUAAAGAGUUACAAUGAAAAGGAACCAGUUUCAUCAUUACAUGGAUCACAAAUGGCUUCUUCUUCUUCUUCUUCUCAUUGUUUCAGCACUCUUUCUCCUUAUUCUCCUCUCUUCCAACCUCAACCAACCCGAACAACCCUCCUACUCAUACUCCGACCACCACCCGAACCACGACCGCCGCUCCUAUAUUGGUCCUGAGGUCUUUCCCAAGCUGCCCAGAUUCGCUUACUUGAUAUCUGGAACCAAAGGAGAUGGUUCAAGAGUCAAGAGGAUUCUUCAAGCCGUGUUUCACCCCAGAAAUUACUAUGUCGUACAUCUCGAUUUGGAGUCUUCAGACGACGAGAGAGCUGAGCUCAUCAACUAUGUCAAAUUGGUGGGUGUGAGCAAUGUCAUGGUGGUGAAUAAUCCCAAUUUGGUAACCCCUAAAGGUCCCACCAUGAUUGCUUCUACACUCCACGCCGUUGCUAUUUUGCUCCAGAGAACUGCCCACCAUUGGGAUUGGUUCAUCAAUCUCAGUGCUUCUGACUAUCCUCUCUACUCACAAGAUGAUCUGUUGCAUGUUUUCUCAUACUUGCCAAGGGACUUGAACUUUUUGGAACACAGUAGUAAUAUUGGUUGGAAAGAGAACCAAAGGGCAAGACCUAUUAUUAUUGAUUCAGGUUUGUACCACUCAAAGAAAUCUGGUAUCUUUUGGGCUAAAGAGAAGAGGUCUGUGCCUGCUUCUUUCAAGUUAUACAUGGGAUCUUCAUGGGUGAUGCUAACAAGACCAUUCCUUGAAUUCUGUGUUUGGGGAUGGGACAACCUUCCCCGGACUCUACUUAUGUACUACACAAACUUUCUGUCCUCAACCGAGGGGUACUUCCACACAGUGGUCUGUAACCACAAGGAUUUUCAGAACACAACUGUGAAUCAUGACUUGCAUUAUACAAGGUGGGACAAUCCUCCGAAGCAACAUCCUAUGUCUUUGACAGUCGAGCAUUUCAAUGACAUGGUCGAAAGUGGUGCGCCUUUUGCUGGAACUUUUGCCAAGGACGAUUCGGUUCUUGACAAAAUAGACAAGGAGCUUUUGAGGAGAUCAAGUAACCAGUUUACUCCUGGUGGUUGGUGUUUGGGGAAAUCUGGUUCGCAUAAAGAUCCUUGUUUAGUUCAUGGUGGGGAGAACCCAAAUGUUGUCAAACCAACUCUAAAUUCAAAGAGGCUAGAAAAACUCUUACUCAAACUUCUUCAUCCUGAAAAUUUCAGGCUUAAGCAAUGUAAAUGAAUCUUUGUCUCCCCCUUUUCACAUCAAUUUAAUUUAUUCAUUUUGUAAAA